UUAUUCAGUUUUAACGCUUGAAUAGAAUAACAUCAUAACAAUUCCAAUAAAAUGAAAUUCUUAAUUGUUUUCGUUGCACUCUUCGCUGUUGCCUUGGCUGCUGAACACCAAGCCGAAAUCGUUCAUCAAGAAUCUGAUGUUGAACCUGAGGGUUUCAGAUUCCUUACCGAAACCUCCGAUGGUACCCAUCAUGAUGCCGAAGGUAAAGUAAAGGAUGUUGGAACUGAACAUGAAGCUAUUGCUGUUCACGGUUCUUAUUCCUGGGUUGAUGAGAAGACUGGCGAAAAAUUCACCGUCAACUAUGUUGCUGAUGAAAAUGGCUUCCAACCCGAAGGUGCUCAUUUGCCUCAACCUCAACAUUAAGUUGAAUUUGUUUUGUUAAAUAAAUUAAUUGAUUUAUUUUUGAAAAUAUAUUAAAUAGAAUAAUUAAA
Messenger RNA from Lucilia cuprina (Australian sheep blowfly), 431 nucleotides. Its product is annotated as larval cuticle protein 65Ab1-like. Lineage: Eukaryota; Metazoa; Arthropoda; Insecta; Diptera; Calliphoridae. The record is from RefSeq and is a predicted model, not a curated record. The transcript has a single exon. The coding region runs from base 52 to 363 and encodes 103 amino acids. Gene Ontology annotation, cellular component: chitin-based extracellular matrix. Gene Ontology annotation, molecular function: structural constituent of chitin-based larval cuticle.